Molecule: messenger RNA, 1871 nt
Organism: Oncorhynchus gorbuscha (pink salmon)
Lineage: Eukaryota; Metazoa; Chordata; Actinopteri; Salmoniformes; Salmonidae
Product: vacuolar protein sorting-associated protein 13C-like
Exons: 13
Coding region: 51-1856 (601 amino acids)
Biological process (GO): protein targeting to vacuole; mitochondrion organization; protein retention in Golgi apparatus
Cellular component (GO): extrinsic component of membrane
Source: RefSeq, a predicted model, not a curated record
ACUCUAUAUAUUUAUCUUCUUCCUCAGACUCAGAUGGGGAGUUAUAUCAUAUGUCUGUGGAUGAGGAGCAGCAACCCUCCGUCAUAGAGGAGCUGACUGACGUACACUUCAAGUUUGAAGUCAAAGAGGUGCUGUUGGAGUUGACGCGUCAGGCUGACCAGGAGAACACGCUGUUAGCCCUCAGUGUGUCUCAGCUGGGAGCAGAGGGCAAGAUGAGAACCUAUGACCUCACCAUCACCUCCUACCUCCGUAAAGUAGGCCUGGACUACUGUGAGAUACGAGACUCCAACAACCAGCCUCUGCACCUGAUCAGCUCCUCAGACAAACACGGCUCAGACCUGCUCAAAGUGGAGUACACCAAAGCUGAUAUCAACGGUCCUAAUUUCCAGACAACGUUUGACAACACUGAGCAAAACCUGAAGGUGGAGUUGUCGUCUCUAGACUUUCUCCUCCACACCAAAGCGCUCCUCUCCACCAUCAACUAUCUGAACACAGCCGUACCCCAGGAGCUGACAGCCUCCAAGGACAGAGAGGCCAAGAAACAGGUGGAGAAGGCUGGACAGGGGAAGACAGUGUCGAAAGGACCAACAAACAGCAAUGUGUUCACCUUCAAACUGUCUGCUGAACUGGGUUCCUUCCGUGUGGAGGUGUGUGAUGACCGGCGGAACAUCGCUGACAUCACAAUACAAGGUAUUGAUGGGUCGGUGCUGGUCCAGGCCAAAGAGACAAUGGUGUUCGCCAGGCUCAGGGACAUAGUGGUGCUGGAUGUCGACCCCAAAACCAUCCACAAAAAGGCCGUCUCCAUGGUGGGCGAGGAGGUGUUCAGCUUUCAGAUGUCCCUGUAUCCCAACGCUACGGAGGGAGAGGGUUACUCAGACACCUCCAAGGUGGACGGGAAGGUUACCAUGAGGCUGGGCUGCAUCCAGAUCGUCUAUCUGCACAAGUUCCUCAUGUCUCUACUGACUUUUCUGGAUAACUUCCAGACGGCCAAAGAGGCGUUGACUGUGGCCACGGCCCACGCAGCAGAGAAGGCGGCCUCCAGCGUCAGAGACUUUGCCCAGAAGAGCUUCCGUCUCUCCAUGGACGUCAAGCUGAAGGCCCCUCUCAUCGUCGUCCCUCAGUCCUCCACCUCACACAAUGCGUUUGUGGUGGACCUGGGGCUCAUCACCGUGGGCAACAGUUUCAGUCUGAUGUCGGCUGAAGGGUUCUCGCUCCCCGUUGUGUUGGACACCAUGGAUGUCAAACUCACUCAGCUCAAACUGUCCAGGACCACGCUGAAACAAGGCUCCCCACAGACAGACAUCGAGAUCCUUCAGCCAAUCAAUUUAGAGUUUCUGGUCAAACGGAACCUGGCCUCUUCCUGGUACAACAAGAUCCCUGGAGUAGAGGUUCAAGGAAUGCUCAAGUCUAUGAAUAUGGCUCUCGGUCAGGAGGACUUUGGUGUCCUGAUGAAGACACUGAGGGAGAACAUCGGAGAGGGCAGCAAAGAGCACGUCCUGGAUGUCAACAAACAAGUAGCCCGAGACAAGGCAGAGCAGCACCAGCUGGAGGGGAAUGAGGUGGGAUGUCUCCCUGUGGAGGCUGGAGGAGGAGGAGGAGGAGGACAGCCUGCUGCUGUUACCAAUGCAGGAGGACUGGGAGAAAACAUCGUCAAUAUGCUGCUCAACCUGGAGAUUAAGGAGGUGGUUGUGAAGCUGAAGAAGUCCAGGUCAGAUCAGAAGGAGAGUCCGUUCCUGGUUCUCCACGUAGCCCAGCUGGGCAUCCACACCAAUGUCAGGCAGUACGACAUGGUGGCCACAACGUACAUCAAGAAAAUCUCUAUGAAGUGCCUGGAGUUCUCAGGUCGGUGGCUGUAGCCUGUCGAGGUGUCA